UCCCAGUAUUUAAAAGGCUUCUCAGAGGCUAAACUGAAAGUGUUACUGGUGCAGCAGUGGAGUAGAGCAAGAUGUUGCAGAUCUACAUACUCUUUGGCUUGUUGUUUAAAGCCUCAGCGUCUCAGAUCACCGGUUAUGGAAAUGGAACAGCUGACUACGGCGGGGAGGCGCGAUAUAAAUGCAUAUUAGCAGAUCCAACAGGUGUGCUCCAGGUCACGUGGCAGAGGCUUUUCAAGGAUGACUCCAUUGAGAAUUUAGCAACCUACAGCAAGCGGUUUGGACUGCAAGUAAAUGAGCCCUACGUGGGGAAAGUGAUCUUAGCGGAAGCGUCCCUCACUUCAACAUCCAUCCUUGUAAAGAAUGUAACAUGGGAAGAUGAAAGCUGCUACAUCUGUUCCUUCAAUGUGUAUCCCGAUGGGUCCAAAAGGAAGAAGACCUGCCUCACAGUGCAAGGAAUAUCCAAGGUGAAUACAGGAGUGCAACUCGUCAGCAGCGAAAACGAGGAAAGAGACAUGGAGGAGGUUGUGUUCAGCUGCUCUGCAACAGGAAAACCAGCCCCAACCAUUCAGUGGGCCAUCUCACCUCACCUCACCAGCUUAGACCAACUACAGUCGACAGUAGCCAACGGCGACCACACAUUUACCAGCUCCCGCAACAUCACUCUGAAAGUUCCUCUGGACUGGAAGGGACAUGUGGAUUGCAUGCUGAACAGUGGAAUGAUUGGACAAAGGCGCGAGAGGAUCCCCUUUUCUUCAAGUCUUGGGAAGAUUAAAAAGGAGGGGAAAGGACUGUCUCAGUCAGGGGUUGCAGUUAUAGUUUGUGCCAUGCUGUUAAUUUCCUGCUUUGCGGUUGUUGCUGGAAUAAAGUUUAAAAGGUCAAAGGGCAACACACAACAAAAUAAUACUUGCACGCAACUGCCGUCAUCUGUCGUCUGAGGUCCUAACCAGAGCAGCAGUUCUGCUCUUUGAGGUUAAAAUGCAACAAAACAAAUGAAACACACAUUUGACCUUUCCUGUAGUCAUCUUAUCACAGUGAAUAUUCAAGCACGCAAGCAUUAUACAAAUACUUUAGCUGUGUAACAGUGAAUUAAGCUAAGAUCAAUUUUCCACAGGUCAUCACAGCACAUAAUAGUGUUUUGAAAACGAACUAAUUCACAUUUCUUUUAAAUAGUAAAACCUCAGCACUUUAACUUUGUUCAUGGAGCUUUAAGCAAAGCGUUGCUUCAGGCUUUGCAGAAUGUAAAAGUACAGGGAACAUGACCGAUGUUUCAUAGGAGUAUUACAAGACUUGCUUCUAAGCAACUCUGAGGUGACAAGUAAAUGACAGUUUACAUUGAAGCAGAAUGAAUCAAGAAUGUACAACUUUUAAUCAGUUUACUCUUAUUCAGGGUGACUGUGCAAUAGUGAAGCUUUUCUUCUGGCAGAUUAGAACAAGCUGAUGUGUUUUGGUGACAGAUGGGAGUUGAAAAUGAGGAACUGUGUGAGUCAGUAAUGUGACAGACUGGGCU
Morone saxatilis (striped sea-bass) is the source of this 1507-nucleotide messenger RNA. Its product is annotated as OX-2 membrane glycoprotein-like. Lineage: Eukaryota; Metazoa; Chordata; Actinopteri; Moronidae. The record is from RefSeq and is a predicted model, not a curated record. Gene Ontology annotation, molecular function: cell-cell adhesion mediator activity.